Messenger RNA from Ambispora gerdemannii, 2742 nucleotides. The record is from the annotation of a GenBank genome assembly. Lineage: Eukaryota; Fungi; Glomeromycota; Glomeromycetes; Archaeosporales; Ambisporaceae.
AUGUCAGUGGAAGAACCUGCAAAACAAUCGACAAACAGCGUAGUACUGAAAGUCGGAAUGGUAGGAGACUCGCAAAUAGGAAAGACGAGUUUGAUGGUAAAGUAUGUAGAAGGGUCGUUUGAUGAGGAUUAUAUACAGACAUUAGGAGUAAACUUUAUGGAAAAAACAAUAUCAAUCCGAAACACUGAAAUAACAUUCAGCAUAUGGGAUUUGGGAGGACAACGUGAAUUUGUGAAUAUGUUACCGCUAGUGUGUAAUGAUGCUAUGGCGAUCUUGUUCAUGUUUGACUUGUCGCGCAAAUCUACGCUCAAUAGCAUUAAAGAGUGGUAUCGACAGGCGAGAGGUUUCAAUAAGAUUGCAAUUCCAUUUCUAAUUGGCACAAAGUAUGAUCACUUUGCCACAUUCCCAAACGAAGAAAAGGAAGAAAUUACAAAACAGGCACGUCGAUUCGCAAGCGUAAUGAAAGCCCCGUUGAUCUUUUGCUCGACAUCACACUCGAUUAACGUGCAAAAAAUCUUCAAAAUAGUCUUAUCGAAAGUAUUUGAUUUGAAAUGCACAAUACCGGAAAUCGUGGAAAAAGUAGAGCAACAGCCACCUCCAUCACACUCACAACCACAAACAUCAGCCGCAACAGCUUUAUUAGGCUCUCAGCAGCAACAAGAAGCGCCUGUUUCUGGAGUAUUGGCUUCUGGGCUAAAGGCCUCUUUGUUCGCGCAUAUCUACGAUGAUCGUGUUGACAUUUUAAACACGAAUGGAACCAAUUCUUUUGACCCUGACAAAUGCAAAUUUUAUCGAGGAUGUCUUAUCUGUGUAUUUCAAGACCAUCGAACAAAUCCUAAUCCAAAUCUAACUGGCAAAUGGGCCGCUUUGCGACCCAAUUCGAACACUCUUUGGGGGGAUAUUCUAAGGAUGAAUCAGGCUGCCGGAGGUGUAUGGACAAAUCAAACGGCGAUAGAAUUGGAAUCCAAAUUAUUGCUUGCGAUACAUCCUAAGCCAGAUUUAGAUUCAAAAUCUACUUUGCCAGGUCUCACGCCUCUAUCUGUUAAAAAUGAUAAAGAGUUGCCCUUAUUUAUCCAUCGUGAUAAGCCCAAAAAACGAAAGAGGCUAUUGAAUUCUUUAGAAAUUGAGUUAGAACGUAAAAAUAAAGCUGAGCUCGUUCAUUUGAUGAAAACAAUGCAUCCGCGAAAUCGUAAAAAAUUCAAGCAAGAUCUUACACAAGAAACAAUAUUCAAAAAGAACAAAGAGCGAAAGAUAAGCAUACCUGCUGAUUCAAACGGCAAACAAAAAUUAUUAAUGGCGCAGUCUUCACAAGUAAUGGAUCAGAGCAGAACACAGAGAACUCUGAUGAAAAGAAUGCGUUGGGAAGAAAUCUUAACCACGUCAGAUGAUCAAAAGACCAAAUGUCAUACUAUACUCGUAGUUUAUUUGAAUUUCAACGCCAAAUACGAUAUGUUUAUAUAUAAAAUCAAAGAAACUGACUUUCACAACUUCUCAGAGCUUCAAAGAUUUAUUCACGAAAUUGACGAAGAUAAAACGGUUUUGGAAUUAAAGGAUAGCCGAGCUGAAUUAACUUAUUCAUUUGAUACGGAAGACAAAUGGAAAGAUUUUAUCAAACAAUUUACGGUGUUAUAUGGAUUCAAGAAUGAAUUGAAAUUUGUUUGGAGUCUUAACGAAGAAGAAGAAAAAUCAUUGGCUGAGGCAUUAAAACAGAUUGCAAACAAUAUUGGAGAAAUAACAACACCAGAACAAGUGCCUAAUAAAGAUGCACGACAAUUAAUUGACAAAUAUUUCUCGGAAGAACCCCCUGAUCAUUUACCUCAACCUGUGUACCAAUUCACCUAUAAAGACAAGAAACAAAUGAUAGCCCUCGAAACGGUGCAAGAUUUUAUCAAUGCUAGUGACGUAAACAAGAAAAUGAUGGACAUCAAGAAACGCGGACCUCCUGCUGUACCUUUAAUCAGUGCAAACGACACAGCCACAAGCUUUUCAUCUGGUCAUAUUCGAAAGCCACCAGUGCCAAAUAACCCCAUAUCAAAUCCACCAUAUACUCAAAUUCCAACAGAACCUGGGCUUUCAAUGCCUUCUACUUCAUUGAAUCAAGCUGCGACAUCUAUAAUACCCAAUACACCAAUAAAUCAACCUUUGGUGCCUCCAGUAACCAAUACACCAAUAAAUCAAAUCCCGAUUCCUAAUAUGUCAAUGAAUCACAUUAAUCCAAUCCCCAAUUUACCAAUGAAUCGAGUUUCUAUGCCGGUGUCUAAUAAUAUACCAGUCUCAGUGGGAGCAAUUUCAAAUACAACACUUAAUCAGAUGGCGACACCAUCGUUACCUGUUGGGGCAGUGCAGCAAGUUGCAACCCCGAUUUUGGCAACUCAACAACAAAUUCGUCAGGUUAUGCCCGGCGUACCAAUGGGACAAUAUCAGAGGAUAUCGAUGUCACCAGCACAAUUACAACAAUUACAGCAACGACCAGGAAUGCUUUUACCGAAUGGAAAUGUUCAACAACUUCUAUUGAAUCGUGGCAUGAUGGUAGGAAACCCAUCACAAAUUAACAGUGCUCGAAUGCCUGUUAGUCAAGCUGCUGGAAUUAACACAAAUAAUGUCUUAAAUUCGGCGGCAGGUCGUGUUUUGAUUGACGGAAAUGUAUUUGCUCGAGAGCAAGCACUUGCUAUCCAACAACAACAACAACAACAACUGAGGCGAGAGCAUUUUGAUCAGGUGGUGAAGAAACGUGUACGAUGA